This is a messenger RNA of Diorhabda sublineata, 2355 nucleotides long. RefSeq names its product cuticle protein 7-like. Lineage: Eukaryota; Metazoa; Arthropoda; Insecta; Coleoptera; Chrysomelidae. The record is from RefSeq and is a predicted model, not a curated record. Gene Ontology annotation, cellular component: extracellular matrix. The transcript has 3 exons. Bases 1 to 423 code for a protein of 140 amino acids.
AUGCAAAUUUUCAUUGUGUACGCCACUGCAAUAGUCGCGGUAGCUUAUGCCCGACCAGGCGGUGGUUAUGAUCACUUGGAAUUGGCUGGAGGAUACGAUGACAGCGGCCAUUUCGGAGGCGAAGAUGCGACCAGCUAUUCACAUGUUGCUUCAACUGCCAACGAAAUUGGUCACGGCGACGAAGGAUAUCAUAGUUCUGACCAUGACAUCGACUAUCAUGCACCUGCUAAAUACCAUUUCGAUUACGCUGUUCACGAUUUACAUACUCAUGAUAUUAAAUCACAAUGGGAAACUAGAAAUGGCGAUCGAGUAAAAGGAGAAUAUACUAUCGUGGAACCCGAUGGUAAUAGAAGAAUAGUUUCUUACACAGCAGACAAACAUUCCGGAUUUAAUGCUAUUGUUAAAAAUGUUCACGAUUAUUAAUAAGUUAUCAAUAGUUUGAGAAGUCAAUUAACUAAUCAAACUGAUACAGUAGUAAAAGAUAAUAAAUUAUUAACAUUUGGCAUUCAUUUUGAACGCAAUAAUAAGAUUCAAUGCGUUCUAUUUCUAUUUAUUCUUCACAAAAGAUGGAAUUCUUUGUUGAUUCAAGUUGAUUUUUAUUUAUUUUCCAAGUAUUUCGUAUAUUUAUAUUAUUGGAGCAAAACAUAAUUAACCUUAUUUUCCAUUCAACAACGUAUGUCAAUACUUUAUAAUGUUUCAUUAUUGUCAGAUUUCAUCAAAAUAUAUUUGCAUUCCUAAAUGCUUCACCAAUCCUUUUCAUUUCUUUUUCCAGUAAAAUUUAUGGUGGUUAAUUCUCCUAAAGCUUGAUUUUCUCUUUUUCCAUUUGUUCUUCUUCUCUAUUCUUCUUUUCUUUUCACUCCGUCGUAUAUUAUUUUCUUUGCUCAUUGUUCCAUCUUUUGUUCUCCAUUUGAUUGAGUACACAUAUUCUACAAUCAUAGAUUGCACAUGGUCUAAUUGAUAUAACAGAUCUUGUUUUUGUCUCUCUCUUGAGACUUUUAAUGAUCUCAGUAAUUAUUUUUUCAAUUAUCGACAUUUUUAAUAUAGAUUUGAAGUUAGGUUGACAAAUGUAUUGAUUAACGUAUUGGUUUGAUUAGAUAAGUUUGUUUUAAGUUAUUCCUACAUCAGUAUUCUUAUGUUUCAAUUUAAGCAAACGAUAAACUAUCAAUUUUCAAUCAUUAGAUACUGGAAGGUUAUUCACAUAUUGAUAAUAUCUUCAAAAUGUGAAAGAGUUCAGGUACCUAAGACAGGGUGAACAAAAGGUAUGAUUGUUGAAAUUAUGUAUUUUUCGGAAGUUUCCAUAAUAAUAGAUUUUAUUACUUUGUCACUACUAUAUAUAGUAUCUAAAUUUAUUAAGUUAUUUUAUAUUGGUUACCUACUGCUUAAUUAUGAAAUCGACUAUAUUCGAAUUUUUCAAAAAUCGUUUCAUUUAUAAUUAUGCUAGAUGGGAACAAUUUACCAACUAUUUACUUCUGGUAGCGUUUUUAUUUAGCUUCAAGUUGUUACUUCACCUUACACCUUCUAUAGUCUUUGAAGUCAUUAUUUUUUCUUAAAUUAAUUGUUUAUAUUUCAAAUUUAAAUUUUUUUCACUAAUAGUAGGGCAGAAUUUUUUUCAAAAUAUUCAUUGCCCACAUUCUUCUAUCUUAGAAGUUAGAAGCAACACUUUUUUUAAUAACGUCAUUGCUACUUUUUGUUCACUCAUUCAAAUUUAUUAAUAUAAGAAUAUUUACUAGUUGAAUUCUUGCCUUAUACUACGUAAUAAGUUUUUUAGAUUUAUCGUUAUUUGGAUUUCUAAAACAAAGUUUUGAAUCUAAACGUUCUCUGAGUAACACAGAUGGAUUUGCCGAUUAUACUAUUCUUUGAAACACUUAUCUAACAAAUUCUGUGGUUUUUACUUACAAAUAAUCACCAAGUUGAAAGUAAGAUUUGAAACGAUUAUAAUUAUGGAUUCUCAUGCAUUGAAAAUUCCAAAUAUUCCAUAGAUUCUAGACUUAUUUGGAAACUAAGCACAAAUAACUAAUGUUCAAAGUAAUUUUUUUUUGUAUCCAUCAAGAUUCUAUAUUUUUAAUUUCAAUGCUAUCCAUCACUUAUUUUGUUCUUUUUGGAAAUGAUUUAUAUUAUUACUUUGAGAAAUUGAAAUGAUUUUAUAAAAUGCCUCAAAUGAGGUUCUGUAUUAUUCCGAGAUUUAGUGGAUGAUUGGUACAAUAUUGUUUGAAAUAGGUAUUAUAAUAGUAUUUACACCUCAUUUGUGUCGUGGCAGUCAAUGUCUUGAGUGAUUUAUAUUAAGUUUUCUAAAACUGCUUCCACAAUGUAAAUGCCAAUACUAUGGACUUCUGCAUUAUUAAAAGUUUAUUUUUU